AUGUGCUUGGUGGCCUCUUGCUCCGGAUCCAGUGUCGCAACCUCCUUGUCAAUGUCACACCAAUGCCCACCCCGUGAUUACCAAAGCCCAUUCAACCCUCUCCCACUCACCCUGGCCGCCGAGCUCAAGGACCGGAUCGUCAAGAAGGGCGGGGCUAAGGCCCACACCAAAACCAAUCUGCUACGCCAACGGAAGGAGAUCCCAAAGUCCACCUACAUGGAGAACCACGAGCUCCACAAUCCCCCCCUGUUUCUCUGCCCCCCGCACCUUCCCCCACCUUGUUCAACCAAGCUCAGCCCGCAAUCAACUUCACACAGCUUCAACCAGAAGAUCAAUGCCACUAUGUUCUGCAACUUGUCGGUCCGCUUCAUGGCCUGUGUGCUCCUCCACACAACCGUCUGUUGGAGCUUGCAAGCCUGGAGGAACCAGUGCCGGUGGCGCGACCAGAUUGACUGGAAUGAUCAGGUUUUCAUCCUCACCGGCGGCAGCAAUGGUCGGGGCAAGGGACUCGGGGAGACCUUGCCGUCAAAUACAUGA
Molecule: messenger RNA, 537 nt
Organism: Puccinia triticina
Lineage: Eukaryota; Fungi; Basidiomycota; Pucciniomycetes; Pucciniales; Pucciniaceae
Exons: 4
Coding region: 1-537 (178 amino acids)
Source: RefSeq, a predicted model, not a curated record